This is a messenger RNA of Carcharodon carcharias (great white shark), 335 nucleotides long. RefSeq names its product histone H4-like. Gene Ontology annotation, cellular component: nucleosome. Gene Ontology annotation, molecular function: protein heterodimerization activity; structural constituent of chromatin; DNA binding. Bases 24 to 335 code for a protein of 103 amino acids. Gene Ontology annotation, biological process: nucleosome assembly. The transcript has a single exon. NCBI's taxonomy places the organism in Eukaryota, Metazoa, Chordata, Chondrichthyes, Lamniformes, Lamnidae. The record is from RefSeq and is a predicted model, not a curated record.
AGCGAUUUGAUUGAAGAAGCAUCAUGUCUGGCAGAGGGAAAGGAGGCAAAGGACUGGGGAAAGGCGGAGCAAAGCGGCACCGCAAAGUGCUUCGUGAUAAUAUCCAGGGCAUCACCAAACCAGCAAUCUGCCGCCUGGCUCACCGUGGCAGUGUCAAGCGGAUCUCGGGUUUGAUCUAUGAGGAGACUCGCGGCGUGCUGAAGGUUUUCUUGGAGAAUGUGAUCAGGGAUGCGGUCACUUACACUGAACACACCAAGCGCAAGACGGUCACUGCCAUGGAUGUGGUGUACGCUCUGAAACACCAGGGCCACACUCUCUAUGGAUUCGGCGGCUGA